AUGUGGAAGCUGCAGGCUAAUUUUAUCACUCUACAUUAUGCAUACAUUCUUUUUCUGGGUCUUUUGGGAUUGGUCGUUCUUUACCCCUACGGCAAUCUCCGCGCCAUCGAUGCAUACUUCUUCGGUGUAAGCUCUUCGACCGAGUCAGGGCUUAACACAGUCGACGUUAAGGACUUGAAGCUCUACCAGCAACUCUUCGUCUACUUUGUUCCAAUCGUCUCGAACCUCGGAUUUAUCAAUAUUCUGGUGGUGGUUGUCCGCUUGCUAUGGUUCGAGAAACGCCUCAAAGAAAUCGCACCUGGUGUCCUUGAUCGAAAGAGUAACCCAUCGAACUAUGAUUCCGCUCGCUAUGACCCUGAAGCGCAUCCUCGAAGGCAGAGUGAGCCUACUACGUCAGAAAACGUACCAGGCGACUCAACAGAGAAGGAUGUCGACGAUGGCCAGCGCUUUGUUGGCUCGAAAAUUGGUCAUGUGGUACCCGAUAGGCCUAGAAGCACUGGAAGAGUACGACCUGAAAACGACAGCUCAGAUCCACAGCCAGCUGGUUUAUCGCGGAGUAUCUCCUUUGCGGACACUACCAAGGCGCUCUACAUCCCUUCACCACAAGAGCGUGACAGAGGGGUGCCGAUAGCAGAAGUCCAACGAGGACCGGGUGAGGACGUCAUCGAAGAGGAAGAUGAGGACGCCGAAACUGAGCGGAGAAACUCUGAAAAUACGGAUGACCUGUCUGAGAAUGGUAGAAGCGCUACCGGUGGCUUACCAUUCGAGCGGGUAGCAUCGUCUUUGUUCGUGAUCGGGAAACAACCUAGCAGAGCCCGAGAGCCAUCUCUGCGGCCGGCCAUAUCUCUCUCCAAAGACGCAAACCUGCCGGAGCUCUCCGUACAAGCAACACUUGGAAGGAACUCGCAAUUCCACAACCUGACUGCUGCAGACCGAGAGCGACUUGGUGGCAUCGAGUACCGGAGCCUGAAGCUACUCCUCAAAAUUGUGAUCGGUUAUUUUGUUGGGCUUCAUGUGAUUGGUGUGGUGUGUCUUGUCCCUUGGAUCUUGCAUUCGAAUCGCAAGUAUAGGGACUACCUCGACGAAUGCGGUCAAAAUGCAGUCUGGUGGGGGAUUUAUUCGGCUCAGACGAUGACUAGCAACCUGGGACUUACACUUACUCCGGAUUCCAUGAUAUCAUUCAAUGAUGCCGUGUUCCCUAUGCUAAUCAUGAGUUUUCUCGCUUACGCUGGAAACACUUUAUAUCCUUGCUGCCUCCGGCUUCUCAUCUGGGGCAUGUCUAAGUGUAUCCCUGAGAGCUCUUCUCUUAAGGAGCCCCUGGAGUUCUUGUUGAAGUACCCUCGGACAGCGUCGUUCAAUCUUGCCGACGUGAACCCGGCAGUUCAAUUCAGCUUACUCGUCAUGAUGUACAUUUCGGUAUUCCCUAUCGCUAUCAGUGUACGAGCCUCCAACAUCUAUGAAGAAAAGUCAAUCGGGGUAUUCUCAUCAGAAACCGAUAUGGACGAAGGUGACGGCAAGAAAUACGUCUUAAUGCACAUGCGAAACCAACUCAGCUUCGAUUUGUGGUAUAUUUUCCUUGGAAUCAUGUGCAUCUGCAUUGCAGAGUCGGCGAAAAUAAUGGACCCCACGAAGCCGGCCUUCUCCGUGUUCGCGAUAUUUUUCGAAGUCGUCUCAGCCUACGGAAACGUCGGCCUAAGUCUAGGAUACCCGACCGCCUCCACCUCCUUCAGCGCUCAGUUCGAUAUCUUCAGUAAGAUAGUCAUCUGUGCCAUGAUGAUUCGUGGACGGCACCGUGGACUGCCAUAUCAGCUCGACCGCGCGAUCCUCAUCCCCAACAACCGCCUUGUGGAGGAUGAUAAAGUUGAAACUCGACCAAGUAUCUCCCUGCCACGCAUCCGCAGUAUGGAUCCGACGGACAGCAGAUACAUGAAGAUGAAGAAAGCCCAUACCAGAUAG
Molecule: messenger RNA, 1956 nt
Organism: Aspergillus tubingensis
Lineage: Eukaryota; Fungi; Ascomycota; Eurotiomycetes; Eurotiales; Aspergillaceae
Product: putative potassium uptake transporter
Exons: 12
Coding region: 1-1956 (651 amino acids)
Biological process (GO): intracellular potassium ion homeostasis; potassium ion import across plasma membrane
Cellular component (GO): plasma membrane
Molecular function (GO): high-affinity potassium ion transmembrane transporter activity
Source: RefSeq, a predicted model, not a curated record